Molecule: messenger RNA, 2862 nt
Organism: Schizosaccharomyces japonicus yFS275
Lineage: Eukaryota; Fungi; Ascomycota; Schizosaccharomycetes; Schizosaccharomycetales; Schizosaccharomycetaceae
Product: GTPase activating protein Gyp10
Exons: 3
Coding region: 246-1364 (372 amino acids)
Biological process (GO): vesicle-mediated transport; septum digestion after cytokinesis
Cellular component (GO): endoplasmic reticulum
Molecular function (GO): GTPase activator activity
Source: RefSeq, a predicted model, not a curated record
ACGCAACCACACACCAUCCUACCCAGCGCCCAAAUUACACUCGGGGAAUUGUGGGUCAGAAGUUUUUCUUUGUAUUUAUUUUCUUGACUUUGAGUGACUUCGUUUUGCAUAACAGUGCUUAUAACAGAAGGAUACUUUUUGCCGUAUAAAACUGCUCUUCACUGUAGCAGACCUCAUCACAAUUCAGCACAAUAUACCUUGGAAAGAUUUCUCGUUUUUUUUCUAUUAACGGUGGUGCCUAUGUGAUGCACAGGGACGAAAUCAAAAAAGCCCAGAGCGAGGUUAAGUUCGCAUUACUUAAUAGUGAUCGCGAGACGUUGUCCUGUAUCGGCCAAACCGGUCAUGGGUUUUUAAUUAAGAGCUUACGAAAACCAGCGUGGUUUCAAUUAUGUGGUUUGACAUUACAUACCCCGCCAGCUCGCGAAACAGCACUGUUACAAGGCGACUCGUAUGCCGACAAGCACCAGGUCGAAAUGGAUAUGAACCGUUCUUACUUUCAUUCCAAAACACAUCCUUUUAGGUUACGAAAACAACGUUCUCGUUUAAGCAAGGUCUUUGACAUCAUCUUUAAGACGCAUCCGGCUCUUUGUUACUAUCAAGGCCUACAUGAUAUCGCCCAAGUCCUCCUUUUGACGCUGUCCUUUUCUCAUGCUUUACGUUUGCUUGAACACUUAAUUUUUUUUCGGUUGCGAGACUUCUUGUUGCCAAGUUUGGAACCAACUUUGCACCAACUCGAAUUAAUGAUGCACAUAAUUAAGCUGCGUGAUCCCGAGCUCAGCUCAGAAUUAGUCAAAUUGGGUGUACAAAAUUACUUCGCGCUGUCUUGGCUUAUUACGUGGUUCUCUCAUGAUAUUGAGGAUUUUGGUGCUAUUUGUCGCUUAUUUGACUUCUUUAUCGCAACCCAUCCGCUUACAGUUGUUUAUGCUUGUGCUCAGCUUGUUCUUGAUAAUAGUUUGGAAUUAAAGCAUAUGAUACGAAACGGAUCGGGAGCUGAUAAUGUGUACACAUUUCUGUGCAAGUUGCCGCAGCAGCUUGAUGUUGAAACUUUAAUACGCCACACUUGCUCUCUUUGUCGGACACUUCCUUUUCCUAAGCUUGACUUAGAUUCCUGUUCAAUUUCGAAAUAUAGUUGUUUGCGAACGAAGGGGGAAUCUUGGGAAUUGGCGAAUAAUUCUGAUGGCCCUAUGCUGUUCCGUAUGCAUUGUGAAGAUCUGAAGGCGUCAAAGUCUAUUACCAAGGAUAAGUAUAACUCGCUUUUACCUUUGGAUCUUCGAGUUUCAGGACGCAGUAUGGUUGCUGCUAUUACUGUCAUUGGCAUAGGAAUAGUAGCGUCACAGUACGUUACGAGUCAGAACCCUUCUUAAUGGUGGAAACACUCGUCAUACCCAGGAUUGCAUGUAAUCUAAAAUACCUUUGACCCAUUUCCGCUCAUGCAUUCCUUACCUCGGUAUCCUUGCUAUUCUUAUUCUUGCUUCGCAGUUUCAUCAUAUCUACACACUGGAAAGUACCAUCUAUGGACGUGUUUUGUUUCUUGUUUUGUCUUCUUUUUUUGUAUUUUUUUGCUCCUGAACAGUAUAGCACACUGUGCAUGGUUUAUUUUCUAUUCCGCUUACACUGCAUUGAACAGCGGCUGUAAACAAGUUAAGGCACACUUUUAAUUUAAUCAAAGCUUAAUGCUCGCUUUUCUUGGUUUCUGUUUAAUUAAUAAAAUCGGCUAUAUUCUGGGAAGCAAAUUACGAAAAGUAAUACUAAUAAUCACAAACUUGUUUUCGUCAAGUAGGACUGAUAACUAAAAAGAUGCCUUUUACGAAGUCGGUAUUAUGCGUUUAAAGCUUCGGGUAUAAAUCAUUUCGUCUUGCAAGCGGUAUAGCUCGGCGAACUCGUUCAGCAAUGGAAAGGUUCACAUCAAAUAGAAGAAGUCCUUCAGGAGUAUUCAUGUCACUGUAUUGAGCAAUCACCGUGCCUAUAUUGUUAGUAACAAGAAAAUAACGGGUAGAAAAUGAAUGAGGAAUAAGCGUAUGUAUAGCUUCGGUUGCUUUAUCUCAUCAUUUUCUUUUGAUAUGUUCAUGAAAACGUACCCCAAGGAUCAAUCACCUGUACCGCACAAGUUAGCUUCGAUAAUGAGGAAAAAUUACUUACCAUGGAAUGACCAUAACUAGUACGUUUAGCGUUGUGAGCACCGUGCUGAGCAGCUGCAACAACGAAACACUGUGAAUCAAUUGCUCUAGCUCUGAGUAACGUUUCCCAAUGAGCAGCCCCAGUUUUUUCCGUGAAAGCACUCGGGUAUACGAGAAUAUCAGCGCCUUUUGAGCGAAGGUGCUGAGCCAAUUCGGGAAACCGAAGGUCAAAACAAAUAGCUAGGCCAACCUUACCCAAUGGUGUCAUCACUGGGCUUGGAAUUUCUGUUCCUGGCAUAGUUGAGUUUGAUUCCUUGAAUGUCUUCCCUGGACCCAAAUCAACAUCAAACAAAUGCACCUUGUGGUAGCGAGCUGCAAUGGUGCCGCGAGUAGGUUCAAUCCAAAUGUUUGAAUUAUAAAUUUUCCCUGCACAUUCCGAGGCUUCAUGCACACAAAUCUUUAAACGUAAGCAUAUGUCAAAACAUAACAAAAAAAUAAAGUUGCAAUCAAGCAGUAGCAAACUAUUCUUACAUUCACAUGAAUUUUAGAUCGUAUUGCCUGCUCGCAUAUACCCUGGAGAAACUUUUUGUUCUCCUCCGUAGAAGUUAAUUCAACAGAUUCAUUCACCUUCCUACAGUCAGUUUACCGUCCCAACAAUACAAUAUGAUAAAUAAAAGGACUUUAUAAAUAUAUUUAAAUUCACUGAGUUGCAUUUGUGUUCGUUACUUACGUUUUCUGCAAUGAA